Messenger RNA from Triticum aestivum (bread wheat), 709 nucleotides. RefSeq lists its product as uncharacterized. The record is from RefSeq and is a predicted model, not a curated record. Lineage: Eukaryota; Viridiplantae; Streptophyta; Magnoliopsida; Poales; Poaceae. The coding region runs from base 63 to 542 and encodes 159 amino acids. The transcript has 2 exons.
UGUUCCAGAGUGGGCGGCGGAACGCGACGUCACGUCACUCGGUCACGGCUUGCUUGCAGACAAUGGAGACCAGACCACCGAAUUCCGAAUCUCCCACUCUCCGCUCGACCUCUAUAAAUUUCCUUCCCAGUUCAUCCCCGUUCUCUCCAUGCCAAUCUCACCGACACUCGCCUCACACCGGUUCAGUGGCCGUGCGAGCCCUCUUCCCACCGGAUCUCGCAGCCGGCCGGGUGGAGCAUCCACGGCGUGCAGGAGAUCCAGCUGCUCGGGUCCACCGCCACACCACCUUUCCUGGCAAAGAGAUCAAGCUCCGGCACCAGACCUUCGACAUGUGGCGGGGGUCGCUGCUGCUGCUUCUGCUCGCAGCGGCCGCGGCCGCUGAACCGGCAUCCACGCUCAUGGGCCCGUCGCAUGAAGACAGGGGCCACGCGAUGGUCCUGCCGGAGACAGGGCCCCCGGUGCAGCGGUGGGCAACGGGUGUUAGUUUUAACCCUUACUAUUUAUGUAUCUGCAUAUGUAUUUUGGCUUUGCACCUAGGUUAGAAGAUGGUGAUUGAGUAGUUUGCCUCGUGGAUGCGCCCGAGCAGGAGUUCUGUUUCACCAGAGGUGCAAGGCGUGAGUGACAUAAAGUCAGGAAGGUUGGCCUGUGUGGCACUUCCAAUGUUGUAAGCGUAUUUGUUUUAACACAAGAGGAAAACGUCCUGUGUGCA